UAGACGAAACAACAAAAAUGGAGUUGUAAUGUUAGCAAGAUAGCUGGCUAAGCACGUUUAACAAUAGUUCAGCUAGGUUAACCUAUUUCAAAACAUUCAGUGUUUUGGGGGACGAUAUUGAAUCCCCAUCUAGGUAACGUAAGGUAGCAAGAAUAUUCGUCGAACUGGUUUCUUGGCAACGACAAGGCACAGUAGACUAUUUAGCAUUAGCCGCCGUCCUCCAGUCUGGUCGAGUGCACAGAGAGCUCCACACCACUGAAACUGAUAAAACAAUGGAAAAGGCAGAUUUUCUGAAAGGUCUCCCUGUCUACGACGAAAACAACUUCAGCAGAUUCCAUGCUGAUUCUGUAUGUAAAGCAUCAAAUCGUCGACCUUCUGUGUAUCUUCCUACUCGAGAUUACCCCUCAGAACAAAUCAUAGUAACAGAAAAGACAAAUAUCUUACUGAGAUAUCUUCAUCAGCAGUGGGAUAAAAAGAAUGCAGCUAAAAAGCGGGAGCAGGAACAAACUGAUGGGGAAAAUGCCACGCCUCCACGAAAAAUUGCCAGAACGGACAGCCGAGAGUUGGAUGAGAACUCAUAGUGCCAUGUUGUUGACAGUCAGCAAAGAGAGACACAGUCAUCCUCACACUCAUGCUCUGACCCAUUCAUUCAUUUACUCAAAAGCAGAUGCAAGAUAUGUUUGCAAACUGAAGCCUUGACACUUAAGCAAACAAGGGGGGAUGUGUUGACAGGAUAAACCACUGCCAGCAUAAUUUGGAAGCAGACAAGUUUCUCUUUGUUUUCUGAUGACUUUGUUUUUAUUUGUACCUUUUCUUGUUUUCCCUCAUUUAAGAGGAAUUGCUGAAUCUUUUUUUGGAUUUUUUCCCCCCUUUUCUCCAAAUUGUAUCUGGCCAAUUACCCCACUCUUCCGAGCUGUCCCGGUCGCUGCUCCACCCCUCUGUCAAUCCGGGUAGGGCUGCAGACUACCACAUGUCUCCUCUGAUACGUGGAGUCGCCAGCCGCUUCUUUUCCCCUUUACAGCGAAGAGUUUCACCGGGGUGACGUAGCACGUGGGAGGAUCACGCUAUUCCCCCCAGUCCCCCCCCCCCGGUCAGGUGCCCCGACCGACCAGAGGUGCUAGUGCAGCAACCAGGACACAUACCUGCAUCCGGCUUCCCACCUGCAGACACGGCCAAUUGUGUCUGUAGGGAUGCCCGACCAAGCCGAAGGUAACACGAGGAUUCAAUCUGGCGAGCCCCAUGUUGGUAGAGAAUUGCUGAAUCUUUGAAAUAACUACUACUUUCUUUUUGAAUUUUUUUUCUUGCUCUCUUUUCCAUUACUCCGAUAUGCACAUGCUUCAUCUUUGCAAGUUUUUUUUCCCCCUUAAACAUUUUUGA
This is a messenger RNA of Lampris incognitus (smalleye Pacific opah), 1377 nucleotides long. RefSeq names its product DET1- and DDB1-associated protein 1-like. NCBI's taxonomy places the organism in Eukaryota, Metazoa, Chordata, Actinopteri, Lampriformes, Lampridae. Bases 273 to 581 code for a protein of 102 amino acids. Gene Ontology annotation, biological process: positive regulation of proteasomal ubiquitin-dependent protein catabolic process. The record is from RefSeq and is a predicted model, not a curated record. Gene Ontology annotation, cellular component: Cul4-RING E3 ubiquitin ligase complex. The transcript has 5 exons.